AAGGAGCCUGUCCGGCUCGGAAGGAGACUCCGCUGAAGCAAGUGACGGAAAGCGAGUUUCUGGAGGGGCUCGAAGAGAGAAGGAUGUACAACAAGGUCGAGGACGAAGAGGUGUCAGAAUUUAUCUGUUUUCAUUUAAUUUGGCUGUAAUAAUCCUCUUUUGGUGAGCAGCAACAUGAUGUCAAAUAGAAAUAAUCUUGCCUAUCACAGUCUUAGAACAGAUUCCAACAAAAUGUUGGAAGAAUAUGGCCAUAUGCAAAACCAGGCGGAAUUACAAAAUACCAGUUUGGGAAAAGAGGUAGUUAUGAAUUCUCUUGAAAGUGAUCUCCAGCAUAUAAUGGACAAACUCAACCAGAAAAAAUACUCAUCAAGUCUGAAAUUAAAAACAAAUGAAGACUACUCUGGUUCUUAUUUAACACUCUCCCAGCCUCUGGCACCUAAAUUGAGCCCUGCAUCCAGUGUUAAAAGUAUGCCAUCUGUUUCCAAAAUUCAGGGAAUCAAAUCUUUGGCUUGUGAGAACUCUUAUCUUUCAGACAAAAAUGCUUCUCGAAAGCAUAUGGGUCCCAUUUCAGGCACAUUCUCAUCGUUAAGUGGGUGCAGCCUUGGAAAGAAAGACUUUGAUGUUUAUGCUACCAGGGAAAAUGAAAAGCAGUUUGGACAUCUGAGUAAAUUUCCCUAUUCAAAGUACAGUCAGAAGAAUAAAUCUCAUGAUAGUGUCUAUUUCCCAGGAGCACUGGAUGGGUGGAAAAACUCUGGAUCUCUUCUUACAAUGUGGAAUGGGAAUUCAGGAAAUGAUAUCAUUAUUUCACCAUUCGGCAGCUCUGGAGCUGCCAGUAUGCCCUCUAGUCCAAAACAAAUCAGGAAAAUGAAUAUACAUGACAUUAUAUCUGUUCAGGCUAGGUCAGCUAAACAAAAGGAUUCAGUAAUGGAAGCUCAGGGGCCUAGAACCAGAAAAUAUCCGGGUGGUUCAUUGAGCCACAUGGGAGUUUAUAGUCGGUCAUUGCCCAGGCUUUACAAAUCAACAGAAAACCAACUCACACCACUGAGUUUACCACCCAGAAACUCUUUUGGGAAUUCCAAAAGAAAGAAGACUAUUGAAAAAGACCCUCUACCUCAAAAUAUACUGGAUGCCGACAAUUACCUUCAUUUUUCUUCUUGCACUUCAGGAGUAUUGCCAUACACACACUUUCCACCUGAAGUGAAUUCCUAUGUAAAUUCAACUCUCAGUGUCCCUGCAAGCCCCCGGAUAGCUAGGAAAAUGCUUCUGGCAUCUACUUCCACAUAUGCAUCUGAUGACUUUGAUAGGGUUGGAUUGUCAGAAACAAGCCCUAAUAAUUCAUUUAUUCCCUUUGAUGCUGAGAGAGGGUUUCCUGGAAGAAGAAGAAUUUCCAAUAGCUCCAUGGAGUUUGAUGAAACAGAUUUGGAAAGCCACAGGCAGACGCCUUCCAUUCGAGAGAGAAAGAGCAGCAUUAGUUCUGUUUCUGGAAGAGAAGACCUGAUGGACUACCACAGGAGGCAAAGAGAAGAAAGGCUGAAAGAACAGGAAAUGGAGAGACUGGAGCGCCAGAGACUCGAGACCAUUCUUAAUCUAUGUGCAGAAUAUUCCAAGACUGACAAUGAACCUGCCACAGUCACUACCGUAGCUGAUGUUCAGAAAAUUAAUAAAGAACUUGAAAAACUCCAGUUGUCUGAUGAAGAUUCAGUCUUUGAAGAUUCUCAGAUAAUAGCAGACUCAAGAUUCAGAGAUCAUUUGCAGCUUCCAGCUGAAGAUUCUGAUUUCUCUGAAUUCAAUGAUCUUGGACAAAAUUCUAUGGGUUUCUUUUCUUCAAGAGGAACAAAUAAACAUUUAAAUGGCAACAGGACAAGUUCACCUUUAUCUUCUGCUUUCCUUAAGGAUGUCACUGAAUCUCCCUAUCUAAGCAUUAUGUCAAAGUCACCAGAAUGCAUAAGCAAUGAACAAAUAACAUCAGAACUUAAUCAAAUGGAAGAACAGCGCAUUAUAAUACUAAAUAACCUGGAAGAACUUGAACAAAAGAUCAAAGACUUAAAUGAUCAGAUGGAUGAAUCCUCCAGAGAGAUGGAUAUGGAAUGUGCCCUAUUGGAAGCAGAGCAGAAAUCUGAAACAGCUGAACUGCUCAAGGAGAAGGAAAUAGUAGAUCAUUUGAACAGGAAGAUAGCAGAGUUGGAGAGAAAUGUCAUUGGUGAAAAGGCCAAGGAAAAAAUAAAGCUUGAUGCUGAGAGGGAAAAACUAGAAAAGCUUCAGGAGCUUUACUCCGAGCAGAAGACUCAGCUUGAUAAUUGCCCCGAGUCCAUGAGGGAACAAUUACAGCAGCAGCUUAACAGGGAUGCAGACUUGUUGGAGGUAGAAAGCAAACAUUUUGAAGAUUUGGAAUUUCAGCAGCUUGAAAAUGAGAGCAGAUUAGACGAAGAAAAAGAGAAUUUAACACAACAGCUUCUGCGUGAAGUUGCUGAAUAUCAGCGUAGCAUUGUUAGCAGAAAGGAAAAGGUUUCUGCUCUCAAAAAACAAGCCAAUCACAUUGUACAACAAGCACAAAGAGAACAAGAUCAUUUUGUGAAAGAAAAAAACAAUUUACUAAUGAUGUUGCAGAGGGAGAAAGAAAAUCUUUGCAAUUUAGAAAAGAAGUAUUCCUCACUAUCUGGAGGCAAGGGAUUUUCUCUCAGUCCCAGCAGUCUAAAAGAGGAUUUUGUGAAUGUAAAUGACAUUAGUGACCCGCAUGGCAAUUCCACGAAUAUCUCCCCUUCCACUCAGCCCCCCUCUGCUGCUGCUGCUGUUCCCACUGAACCUUCCACAGCUGGCCUGAUAAGCCAGUCACAAAAUAAAGAGCAUUUCCGAAAUUUGGAAGAGAGAAAGAAGCAGCACAAAGAAGGCCUGUACAUGAGUGAUACUUUGCCUCGCAAGAAAACAGCUCCUCCCAUAUCACCUCAUUUCAGUAGUUCUACUCUUGGACGAACUGUUAAGGGUCACCUGCCACUUGGACAAAGCAGUAGCUGUGGCAACAUACUUCCUCAUUGUUCAGGAUCUAUGACCAAAGAUUUGGAGACAAGGAGAACACAUAAAGGUUAUAAUCAUCAGCAUCUCCGUGAGGAUCAAAGCCAGAAGUCUCCUGAAUUCUACAGCAGAACUGCCUCAGAAUCAAAUGUGUAUCUGAAUACCUUUCAUUAUCCUAAUCCUAAUCUGAAAGACCACACCUUUGAUACUCUUAGUUUAGAUAGCACAGACAGUAUGGAGACAAGUAUAUCUGCCUGUUCCCCAGAUAAUAUUUCCAGUGCCAGUACUGCAAAUGUGGCAAGAAUAGAAGAGAUGGAAAGACUUUUAAAACAAGCUCAUGCUGAGAAGACACGGUUGCUUGAAUCCAGGGAACGAGAAAUGGAAGUUAAAAAAAAGGCCCUAGAAGAAGAAAAGCGUCGCAGAGAACAGUUAGAAAAAAGGUUACAAGAAGAAACUAGUCAGCGACAAAAAUUAAUUGAAAAAGAAGUUAAGAUACGUGAAAAACAGAGAAGCCAGUCUCGUCCCCUGACUCGUUAUUUGCCAGUCAGAAAGGAAGAUUUUGAUCUGCGUGGCCACAUAGAGACAGCUGGCCAUAAUAUAGAGACUUGUUACCAUGUCUCUCUCACUGAGAAGACUUGCCGGGGCUUUCUUAUUAAGAUGGGAGGGAAAAUUAAAACAUGGAAAAAAAGAUGGUUUGUGUUUGAUAGAAACAAAAGAACAUUUUCUUAUUAUGCAGACAAACAUGAAACUAAAUUAAAAGGAGUAAUUUAUUUCCAAGCCAUUGAAGAAGUUUAUUAUGAUCAUUUAAAGAAUGCUUGCAAGAGCCCUAAUCCAUUGCUUACCUUCAGCGUUAAAACUCAUGACAGAAUAUAUUAUAUGGUGGCCCCAUCACCAGAAGCUAUGCGAAUAUGGAUGGAUGUAAUAGUUACAGGAGCAGAAGGAUACACACACUUCAUGCUGUAGUAAUAUAGUGCAAAGUUUCGACAGUAGGGCAUAAUGCAAUAAUAGCUGUGUUUUUGAGAGUGGAAAGCCAUUGACAAGUCAUAUGUAUAAAAUUCUAUCAAUAGAACUAAUCUUAAUUUCAAAAGGAAAUGCAUCAUAUGUAAGGAAACAUGAAAUUCUGAUGGGACUUUAUUUUGUUAUGUAUUUGAUUCAUUAGAUGUUGACAUAACACAAAAAAAACCCUACUUAAAAGAUAAGAACCCUC
This is a messenger RNA of Pseudonaja textilis, 4216 nucleotides long. RefSeq names its product pleckstrin homology like domain family B member 2 (gene PHLDB2). NCBI's taxonomy places the organism in Eukaryota, Metazoa, Chordata, Lepidosauria, Squamata, Elapidae. The record is from RefSeq and is a predicted model, not a curated record. Gene Ontology annotation, biological process: regulation of microtubule cytoskeleton organization. Gene Ontology annotation, cellular component: basal cortex.